AUGCCAGAUAUACUUCAUAGUGUAAUUGAGCGAUUAUCCGUAGAGCUAUGGCAAGAAAUCUUUGAAUAUUUGAAUUUAAAUGAUUUAUGGUACUCAUUUCGUGGUUUGAAUAGUAGAAUUGAUGCCAUUAUUGAUCAAACAAGCAUACAUGUAAAUUUUAAGAAUGGAGAUGAUUAUGAUUAUUUAAAAAAAAAUAUUUUAUCGUCAAUAAAUAUUGCUAGCAUUCAAUCGUUAAAAUUACGAAGAAUUAAUGAAAUAAAACAUUUCUUCUCUAUUUAUUCACUCAGUUCAUUAACACAACUUCGUUUACUAUCAUUAACAUUAAGAUAUUCUUUUAAUGAUAAAUUUAGAUUCUGGGAUCAACUGUCAUCUUUAAAGAACCUACGCUUAUUAGAAGUUAAAUUUUGGAAUAUUGCCGGACCAAACAAUUGUAUUCAGGAAAAGGAAUAUAUUAUACGUUCAAUAUUUAAUAAAGGCUGUUGUCCGUUAUUAGAAUCUCUUAUUAUAGGCACUUGUGGUAUAGUAAAAAUAAUGGCUAUGAUUCCUCUUUUAAUGAGAACAGAUUCGACAACAAAUAUUAAACGUCUAUUCAUUGACUCGUUAACUUUUUAUGAUUUAAUGAAAUUACGUCCUGCUAUACAAAAUGUUCAAUCAUUCUGUCCCGAUUAUCAGUUAGACUACUCAACUACAAGCCCAAUGCUUCUUAAGUGUAUUCAACUGAAGGUACAAUUAUCAAGAGAUUUUAUGUUUGAACAUGUUGAAUAUCUGCUACAACAAACGCCGAAUUUAGAGGAACUGAUUUUGUCGGGUUGGUAUCAUUUACUCGAUGCGAAAAAAUGGGAAUUAUUAUUAUCAACACAAUGUCCAAAAUUGAUAAAAUUCGAAUUAAUAUGUUUGGGUGACGUUUAUGAUAAUAGUUUCAAAAAAGCAGCAGAUAAUUUUGAACAAGAAUAUAACAUAACAUUAUUUUGGCUUAAACGAAACACUAUUGUUAGAAAGGAUAGAAGUCGUUGUUCUUUUUGUUGUCGCUUUGAUGUUGUUGCUUGA
Messenger RNA from Rotaria sp. Silwood1, 1047 nucleotides. The record is from the annotation of a GenBank genome assembly. Lineage: Eukaryota; Metazoa; Rotifera; Eurotatoria; Philodinida; Philodinidae.